Molecule: messenger RNA, 7314 nt
Organism: Grus americana (Whooping crane)
Lineage: Eukaryota; Metazoa; Chordata; Aves; Gruiformes; Gruidae
Exons: 4
Coding region: 1128-1778 (216 amino acids)
Biological process (GO): immune response-regulating cell surface receptor signaling pathway
Cellular component (GO): plasma membrane
Molecular function (GO): signaling receptor activity
Source: RefSeq, a predicted model, not a curated record
UCCAUACCAAGACCCAGAGUUACGGUGACAUACCAUAGCUUGAACAUCGAGUUUAACCAAACAUAACAAAAAUUAAAAAAUAGAUAUAAGGUAUAUUUGCAUUAAAUGUAAUUCUUUUCAAUAUUGCAAUGGUAAAAAACUCUACCAGAGGAAAGCCUUCUGCAAGUUAACAAGAAUUGUGAACUAAACAAUAAUCUGAAGUAUACCUAAAAGUAACAGAAAAGGUCGGUGAGAAGGAUGACACAGGAAAACUUGCUACAUAUAUUUUACAUAUUUUCUUUCUAAACUAUUAAAUUUCUAACUUGACUAAGAUAUAGAGAAAAGGGAAAAAUUCAUAUUAGAGGGAGUAAGUGCAUUUUAACAAUCCUCCUAAAAAUGAAAGAACCAAUAGUCUUGAUGUUAUGUGCUAUCACCAUCCCAUAUAGAGAUCAGAUCUGCUGCAAAUAGUCAAGGGAAGUCUUGAGUAAUGAAAGAGAAAAGAAACUGUGAUUAGUGGUAUGGGGAGUAUGUAGCAGACCCCCACCACCGUGAUUUUUGUAACGUUUUUCUUCUCUUCCGAGACUUGAUGUCACCAAUUGUCCAGUUGAAAUUCAAGUUAAAAGACACUCCCAGUACAAAAUUAAUGUUGGGAACUCUUUGAUUGUGGACUGCCCAGUUCAUUACUGCAAGAAAGAGCCAGUCAUGCAGUGGUGCAGGACAGAGCAGACCACAUGUAUGCGGCUGAAGGAGGGCAAAGCAGAAUGGAAGUCCAGCGUGUUUAGUCAGGAGGUUUUCUCAGUUCACCAGAAUGAUAGCGGAUUUUAUCGUUGUUGAGCAAUAGCGGACAACUUUUCCAGUGAGAGCCAUGGAAUAAAGGUUAUUGUAGAAGGCGAGGCCCACGUAUUAUGAAAGAACCCUUUUAAACAAAAGGGGGCCAUGUACGGGAAAAGCUCGUGUAUGCUGGACGAUGGCUUCUCCCGACAUCUUCGACUAGUAGCACAGUUGUUCUGGUACUUACUAUCCUGCCUCAUGGUAGGAUAGAAACAAAAGGAAAGAACAAAAUAAAGAACUAACAGGAGGAUCUGGAAGAAAAAAGCCAAAGCUGCCAACACCAAACAGCCAUUAGUGGAUUAUUUGAUAAUAAAAAAAUGUCAGUUGGAAAAAAAGACAGUUGGAGGACAGCCUGGUUGUCUGACAUUUUCCUGUCUUUCAUUUCCCUGUCUUGCUUUUCUCUUUCAGAAAGGUCUGCAAAUGUUACAACAAUUUCACCAGAAAAUACCACUAGCAUCUCAGAAGAGUCCCAAGAAUCUGGAAACUACAAGAUAUUGCACAUUAUUUAUGCUUCAGCAUCCAUGGGUCUAUGUUGCCCAUUCAUCAUCGUAUGCAUGUUUUUGUGUAUAAGAAGGUACCACGAAAAGCAGAAAGCUCCAUUAACCCAACAGAGACAAGAGAACCUGGUCAGAAGUCCAGCAGCUGCUCCAUCCCAUGCUGCUGGGACAACUCAAGGAUCAGAAGAAAGCUCCUCGCUUUACUAUUGCUCCAUGGCUAGCCCACUGCAGGCCUUGCACGGCAAUGCAAUUUAUGACAACGACGUCCCUCCCUGGAACACUCAGAGGACAGCACCUAAUGCAUCUCACAAUGAUCCUGUUAUUCCUUCCAUCCCAGUUUUACUUGAAAGUGCAGAUGUUCUCACAUACGCUGCACUAAAUCAUUCUGCUUCUCCAGAAAGAUACCAGAGAAGGGAACUAACUGUAGAAAAUGAUUUUACAGAAUAUGCCUCCAUUAAUGUAAAUAAAUAAAUGUGGCAAGGACUCUCCAGACAACCAUUUUGCACUCAGUCCCAGUUCUAGCUUCCCUCUAGGAUGUUGUUCCUUUCUCUUUCGGGAAAACUUCCCUUUUGUUAAGAAGAACCUAUGGAUGCUCCCCUGUAACCCCAGAAUUCAAAACACAGCCCAUAUCAAUCGGUGGGUAUUUGCACUGAGUGUUUGUCUCUUAAAGGGGGGAACAAAAACAGUCAGCUUUCUUAUUUUUCCUUUUUUCAGGAUUCUGCUUCUAGUCUGACUUCGAUUUGGUUACAGCUUGAAUAUAGACAAAGGGGAGAAGGGGAAAGUUUUUCUAGGAUAGAAACAUGUAAAAUGGAUCUGUGAGGAAGAUGAUACUGAGUCAGGUUACUUUCUCCCAAGUAAAAGCUAAGAAAGUUUGUGGGAGAAUUUUUCUCUAAGAACAUCCUUCCAAGGAUUCAGUUUUUCAUUGCAGUUUAUCUCCUUGCAAAGUUCUCUGAAUACCAUCAAUGUCUAAAGCUAUUAUUAACCAAAAUCAAGUGAACACUUGUGUGUGUGUGUGUUUGGGUUUUUUUGGAAGACUGGGAAGGAGGAGAGGGUUGUUUUCCUUUUACAAAUAAUUGUCACAAAUAAUGUAUGAGAAAAUACUGAAAUACAGCGCGCACUGUUUUUCUCUUGGUGGGAUGAUUGGUUAGCUAAGUUAUUGCAUAUUGCUUUUGUCCAUAAUGAAUCAAUGGAAAGAACAAAUGAUCAGCAGUGACUGACUGACAUAUAAGUGUGUAUAACUGUGUCAUGCUAAGUUUUCCUCCCAAAGCUGGCACAAAAAAUGUGAUUAUGCUUCAUGCUCAGGUUUGCGGGAAAGAUGAUAAAAAGGAGAUAAAGGUCAAGGUGCCAUUUGAAGUUUGAAAAGAAACUCACACCUUUCCUCUGCACCGCUUAUUCAGCUCUAGCUUGGAUACCAUGCAUCUGCUCUAGCAAAAUAAUGCUCUUUAAAAAACUACUCUUAGUGAUAUUUGAACCAGAGGUUUACACCAGCAAGCAGAGAGUCUUUAACUUGGUUAAAAAACUGCACCACAGUUGAAAAGGAAGGAUGUGCUAGCGCUCAGGCUGCACUUAACGCACCGCAUGGUCUGCACUUAAGUUGAUGGAAGAAAGUAAAGCUCUUCUAUCUUCAUAUUUCAUCUUGGUAUCAUUCCAGCUAACACCAAAGCUGGUAAGCACAUACACAUUCACCCUGCCAUUUUGGUAAGCUAGAGGGUUUAUUUUGCUUGUCAUAGACUUGUGUUCUGCCUCCCCCUGCACCUUUGACCUCAGUCACAGUAUCCAUGUGGAUAAAAAUCCCUGGUAUUGUUUCUGCACUAAGUUGCUAGUUCAGACCAUGUUGAUAUUUUGGAUUUUCUUUUAAAAAUAUAUAAAUUAUCAAUCCAGUAAAUCAUUGAUAAUCCUCAUUAAGAAAAGUAGUAGAAAGCUGUCUUCUAGAAAAAUUCAGUUUGCUCUCUUUGUUUUAGUGGGCCAGUCCUCGUAUGGCUAAAGACUAAUUAUUUUAGGUGAAGGAUUGGGAAACUUGGAGGAAGUUAGGUAUGAAUAGGCCCAGAAAUAGACCUUUAAUUGCAUUUAUUGCUCAGCUGAUAGAGGUAAAAUUAUUUUCAUAGACUACAAGUAGCUUUCAGAAUAAGAAAAAAGUGUUUCUCUGAAAUAGACUUUAUCUCAGCAGUCUUAAACUGAGAACCAAGGACAGCCGUUCAAUGGAGAGCCUAAAUGGAUUUGAACAAAAGGCAUUGUUUUCCAUGACCUGGAUAUAGGCCUUGCAGGCAGAAGGGAAAAAGUAAAAAAGGCCAUCCUUCCAGAGAACAAGUACACCUGAAACAAUAAGGUUCUGGAACGUGCUUUGCAAUACUCUGCCUAUACCAUAGUGCAUAGGGAAGAGUCCAAACACCCUCAGGAAGGCGAGGAGGGGUGUUGGGGACAAGCAGGUUACCUGCUUGAGUUUCCAACCAGCUCUGCGGUGCAUUCAUCCGGGCAUGUACAGCUUUCCCUCUGUUAUCCCAUCGAGCUGAAAGCACCAGCAGGUCCAUUCAGAGCAGCCACAAAACGACAACAGGCAACUGGGACCUAGAACGAGACUGAACGCACGUGGAAGAAGUACUGCAUCAUCAAGAGAUGCAAAGGCUAGUGAAAUCUUAACGUGGUUUGUUUCACCCGUAGGGCAAGGCUGAACCUUGGUUUAAUGAUGUCUCCAGAGAGCCAAGUUUGAUUUGGAAGAUGAGGUUUUUGUAGAUAAACAGGAAGUACCUCACCACCUUAUCAUCAAACAUGCUAGCAAAGAAAGGUGAAGCACGGGAGCCUGCAGUAGGUUCAUUUUUUUUAAGCAAACAAAUUGAAAGAUGGUGCCUUUUUAAGCAGGGAAACAAGAGGUGCUGACUGAAACCAUCUGCCUCCUAAGGUGCAGAUAAUCCAUUCAGAUAAAGUACAGCAUGGCUCAGUUUUCACAGCCUUUUGAAAGAAAAGAAAAAAGUUAUUUCCACCAUCCUCUGGCUGUAAAACUGGCCAUUAACGGAAGGACUGUACUAUGUCACCUAAGGUGGUACGUACUCAUCUCAAUCUAGUGCAAUUCUCAAUAACAUAAUGUCACAUUUGAGACACCUCACCCAACAGCGGUUGUGUUAAGGCUCAGUGGAUGGCCUCCAGAUUUUACAGCGCAGCAUCCAGCUGGAGGGGCAGGACACCAGCGGGAGCAGAGCAGUGUCACAAUUCACCACGUGCACUCAGUGUGUGACUGAAAGGAUCCAGUACUGGGUUAAACCGCGCAAUCACGACGUACACUAAAGUAAACAAAUAGCCUUAGGACCCAUUCUGUGGGAGAUGUACAGCACCUGUGCAGCCUCCCUAAGACACGGUUCGAGGGCCUCCAGUCUAUAUUACAUAAUUUUCUACUUCAUGUCUUUCCUUUGCUAUUUUUGCACCAAACAUGCUCUACACGUGUGGUUACACAGGAAGCCCAAAGAACAGAAACAAAGCUGUACAGCUCUCAGUUACACCCACAAACCCACAUGGAAGGAAAAUAGCAAAGUCUGUGGAGCUGAAGGUCUGUUAAUGCCAGCAAAGCAUGUUAUUGUUCUUCACUGUGAUCUCUUCUUGCAAGGGAGGGACACGUAACUGGUUACUCCCUCCCAACCAACCCACACAGCACACAAGCCUCUUACAAGACUAGGUGGAAUGAAUGGGCUCUUAGGCAGUAAAACACAUCAGCCAUCCUAGUUUCACUUUAUCCAGUUAUCCCCCCACCCCAAAAUGUGCUUCCUUAUAAACACAUAAAAAAAUUAGAAUAGCAUGAGGUUUAUUCAUUUGCCAACUCUUGGGCCCCAAAUGUCUAUCAGACAGGGGACUGCUGCUGGCAAACUACAAACUUUUUCAUAUUGCUAGAUCAAGCAACAGCUUGCCAAGCCUUGCUUCUCCACCUACCUGUUUUGCAAUACUUUCCCCCACAUCCCCACAAUAGCCUGAGCCCCAUUUUAGCUCAUAAGGUUUACAGGCAGUGAGGAGAGUGCAGAAGGGAAUGCUAGAGCUAAUAGUAGGUGAGAAGCGGAGCUUGCACCUCCAGGAAAAAGGCAUCAUCUCAUACUGCUAAGCUUCCUGCUGCUUUCCCCUAAGAGAGCAGCCAGGACUGUAAAAAAUUGUAGGACUGCCCCCAAAACGCAAAGAAAUAGGGUGUACAAUGUUUGUUCCUCGGUUCGCCUGAGCCGCUCCACCUAGGUGCUGCUGUACUGCAUUACCUGCACGUUUGCAGUGGACUCAGAAAGAAAAAGGGGCAGCACAGACAGAGGGAAACACAGGAUGGUUCGGGACUCAGCAGCCAAGCUCCACACCAGAGCUCCCUGCACCCCAGCCAUUCCCCGUGCUGCCAGCUUGGAUCUUUCCAAACCCCAGGCAAGUGGUACCUUUCCCUGGGUCUCCCUACGUCCCACGUCUUCACCUGGGGCCAGAGGACACAAGCCCAGAGCUGAGCCCUGGGACCAGACCACAGCGCUGGCCCGGGUGCACAGGCAGAGCAAGGGAAGAGGCAAACAUCCAUUUCCCUGACCGCGCUGUUCCCUGUCCUGCUCCUUGCACAGCGUUCCUCUUUCUGCAGUCUCCACAGCUCUGUUUCCCUACACAUUUCUUAUCGACAAACAUCAGCCCAGGCAAAUGGGAACCAGAGACACAGACAGUGGCCAGGGAAGAGACAGGAGCAGAUUUCAGGGGCAGACAGAGAGCAGGAGAGGGAGACCUAAAUGGGCACCCAGAAAAAGAUCCCCAAGGAAGACCACCAGAGCCUAGAGGACAGCUGAGUUAGCUAUGAAGCUUGAGAUGUAAACAACCCCACGCCCCCUCAGUACAAAGUGAAGAAAUCUAAUUUUUCUGUGAGGUUUAUGUGGCAACUGCUAUUUGCCAUUAAGAAAGCCUACACUGGGCCAGGCCUGCUCAUGUUCACCUAAUGAAAAGCAAAAUGCCUAAGAACCCCAUCAGCCCCCAUUGCCAUCCACGCAGGUCAGCGGCAUGUGUCAGCCACACGCAUCAUCUGCUCUCGUACUCUCUCGGUUUCGCACAAGUGACCUUACCUUUACAUUACCAACCACCACAAUUAUAUAUCUAGCCUGAACUCAAAUUACAAACUCAUUCCCUUUCCUGCCUUCUCAUACGUGCAUACAGAUAUGUCCCCUCCAGGCACCCACGGAAAGAACACUACUGCCAUAGUUACUGUAAUAUAACUAAAGCAACAGGGGGUAAUCAGUAUUGGAAAUACUGUUAGGCAGAGCUUCUAACUAGUACGAACCUUGGCCUGUGAGACAGAGAAGUUCAUGUUAUAAUGGACUUGUAUAAUUAAUUAUGCAUCUUGUAUAAUUGAUUUUAGUCAGGACAUCUGCUCAAUCAACUGAAGUUUGGAAUAAAGAAUACGCUUGGCAUGAGCUGUAGCCAGACUUAACUGAGAACAUUGGAGCGAUCAUUUUGCAUGAUUGAAGAGUAAAACUUUGGUGGCUUUAAGCUAGUGAUAUGGCAGCUGAGUUUUGAUCCAAGUGGCAUUUAUUGUCAGGUAAACCAACUCGAAUUCUCUUUUCAGAUGAGAUUUUCUAGAUGCACUAGUGCAUACACAUUGUUUUCUAGUUAUCACACAUCUGCACAUGGCAUUAUCGAGAUGCCACUCAAGAGCAGGGCUGUGGUGUUUGCUGCAGCUCAGCCACCUCUGUUGCUGAGACACAAACCUGUCAUCUGGCAAUGAAUCACACACACUCAGUUUUCACAAUGCAGCUUCAGAAAGGGGAAAGGCAUUCAAAAGCAAGCAUAUUCGACAAGCACACUACCGGUGUCUGAAAAGGAACUUCAUGAUACUGCAGUUAGAAGCCAACAGUAACUAACAAUCUCUCCAGUCCAUCCCAGCAAGACACAUGCACUGGGACUCAACACCUCCUAAAAUCAAGCUGCCUUGGCUAAUAAAGAUCUCUUAAACUUGUUUACAACCGUCUAUCUAUGUCUUUUCAUCUGAAAUUGUGGCUAAUAAUAUUUUCUGUGGACAACU